GCAGGUAAAGCGCCUUCCACAAGUCGUGGUUGUUGCUUGUUGGUUCCCUCCGCAGAUCCAUCUCCCAGAUCGUAGAAUGCCGCGACUUCAGGAGAGAGCUCCUUCCUUCGCUUGAGGCGCGUGUUGUCUUCCCGUCUUCUCGUUCCAAUCCCAAGAUUCGAUCUGCUAUUUUCAUUCAGACGAUGUACUUUUGGAUAGUCAAACUGUGAAACUCGGUUGUCUGGUGUGCGCUGGAUCUGGUUCUUGGUGUAAGAUUGUUAAGAGGAAGGAGGAUCGGCUUCUUGUUGGAUAGAAAAUGGGGUACAUUGGGCACCAUGGAGUGGCAACGCUGCAUAGAUAUAAAUACAGUGGCGUGGAUAACUCGCUAGUCGCCAAGUAUGUGUUGCAGCCGUUUUGGAGUCGCUGCGUCGCGCUUUUCCCUCUCUGGAUGCCGCCAAACCUGAUUACUCUCACAGGACUUAUGUUCUUAGUUAUAUCAACACUUCUCGGCUAUAUUUAUUCACCUCGUCUAGACACAGCUCCACCAAGAUGGGUUCACCUUGCUCAUGGAUUGCUUCUAUUCUUAUAUCAGACUUUUGAUGCUGUAGACGGUAAACAAGCAAGGCGGACCAAUUCAUCAAGUCCAUUGGGAGAACUUUUUGAUCAUGGUUGUGAUGCACUGACAUGUGCUUUUGAAGCCUUGGCUUUUGGGAGCACCGCAAUGUGUGGUGGAACUACUUUUUGGUUUUGGGUUAUUGCAGCUGUACCUUUUUAUUUCGCAACAUGGGAGCACUUCUUUACAAAUACACUUAUUCUUCCAAUAUUCAAUGGACCUACAGAAGGCCUCAUGUUGAUAUAUGUUUGUCAUUGGAUUACAUUCUUUUUGGGAGCUGAAUGGUGGGCAGAGGAUUUCAGAAAAUCUAUUCCUCUCAUGGAUUGGGUGCCAUUUGAUAGCAAGAUUCCUACUUAUGGAGUUGUGUUGUUCAUUAUGAUUAUUUUUGCUGUAAUUCCGACUAUUAGCUCCAACAUUAGUAAUGUCAACAAGGUUGUUCGAGCAAGAAAAGGAAGCAUGUUGUUAGCACUAGCAAUGGUCUAUCCUUUUGGUGUGCUAAUGGCAGGAGUUCUUGUCUGGUCGUACUUGUCCCCUUCAGAUGUUAUGCGUGAGCAUCCACAUUUGCUUAUAGUUGGAACUGGAUUUGCUUUUGGCUUUCUUGUGGGGAGGAUGAUUCUUGCACACCUAUGUGAUGAACCCAAGGGUUUGAAGACUGGAAUGUGCAUGUCUCUACUGUUUCUUCCUCUUGCUAUUGCAAAUGCUCUAACUGCCAAGCUCAAUGAUGGAGAACCUCUAGUAGAUGAGUACAUUGUCCUCCUUGUGUAUUGCUUGUUCACAGUGGGACUCUACCUGCAUUUUGCCACGUCCGUUAUCCAUGAGAUAACCACAGCUCUGGGCAUUCUCUGCUUCAGGAUAACCAGGAAAGAGGCCUGAGAAAGGGUCUUCAUUUGCUGUUCUUUGUGCGAUUUUUAUUGUUGGAUUAUUGGCAUUGGCAAGGCAGCAAGCACUACAAGAUCCAUUUGUUGUUAUAUGAACUUUCCCGUUGUAUUAAAUCAAUCCGUGUGGGAAAUCCUUCCUUGUGAAAGGAAACGACAUUAGCAGUUUAAGAUGAGAAACUGUUGCAAUUAUAGAUUUGCGUGCAGAAUGUUUGAAAUUGCAGCACCAUCAUGUUGGCAGAAUGGAAUUUAUAUAAUUCUAAAACAAACUACAAUUGGAUUACCAUUUUACUA
Messenger RNA from Zingiber officinale, 1761 nucleotides. RefSeq names its product choline/ethanolaminephosphotransferase 1-like. NCBI's taxonomy places the organism in Eukaryota, Viridiplantae, Streptophyta, Magnoliopsida, Zingiberales, Zingiberaceae. Gene Ontology annotation, biological process: phospholipid biosynthetic process. Gene Ontology annotation, molecular function: phosphotransferase activity, for other substituted phosphate groups. The record is from RefSeq and is a predicted model, not a curated record. The transcript has 19 exons. The coding region runs from base 296 to 1465 and encodes 389 amino acids. Gene Ontology annotation, cellular component: membrane.